CAGUCUGUCUGUCCGUCGGCCAACCCGUCGCUCGCGCGUUGGCGGCAAAACGAUAUCAUUGUUGUUAUUAUUACGACCGCCGCCGCGUCCGUGUUGUUGAAACCAUCGUUUUGCGUUAAAUACUCGUACGUGAACAGCAGCAGCUAGUCGCCGAGUGCGAUUGCGGUGCGCGAACGUGUAAUAACUGUAUUAUUAUUAUUAUUACGAUACGAGUGUGUGAUUUUUUUUGACAUUUUUUUUUUUUUUUUUUUUUAUCAUUCCGACGUUAAACGCAGAGUACGGUAUCAAUAAUUGUACGCCCAUGAACGGGUAGGCAACCGGUUAGCGGUAACCGGUGUGCGGAUUCGGUGCCCGAACUGCAAUAGCACCCGUGCACGCGCGCGAUCUUUCGAAUGGUAGUCAUACUUAUCGUGCCGCCGCCGUCCAGUAACGCUGGCCAUGGGGGGAGGUGCGAGCCGGCUAAAAGCCCUGGCGACAGGUCCACCUCGACCACGUCCAUAUCGUUCGUGUCAUCUGAUAACUCGUCGUAUUGUUGUUUUUCGCAGGUCGAUCCGGACAAUUUGAUCGCCACCACCAAAGAAGAAGAAUGGGUGACUAAGAAAAAAGUCGAAUUGACGACGAAAAAACAAAUCGAAACAAGAGUUAAAAGACAAGUCGUCUUAGAAGACGGGAAAAUAGUCGAGGAUUCCGGGCCAAUCGUAACGACUAAUACGACCGAAGACACAGAAAAACAAGAACAUCAACAAACUGAGCAUCGUCAGCUCGGAGAUGAAGGAGACGGCGAACAAACCAAAGAAGUGGUGGUGCGAAUAUCUUCUUUGGAAGGUAACCCGUCGCUAUUGAAAGAAGUGAGGGAGAAAAAAAUCAAAAGCCGAGAAGAAAAAGAAGAACUUGUGGAAACGGAGGAUGUGGUGCAUCUCGGGAACAUCAGUGAUAAGGCUUAUCAAGAAGCAGUACAGAGUAAACGAGACAUUCGCGAAGCACUCGAAGAAGCCAAUCACAAGUUAGUACACGUAAACAGUACUGGACCAAGAAUAGUGCAUCAAAGCACCAAAAAUAAAAAAGUCACAGAUACGGAAGAUACAAGACAUACAAGAGAAGUUCAAAAAGACGGAAAAAUCGUUACUGAAACAUCAAAAACUACUGAACAUGAGGAGGUAAACGGAACUGACGAACCGGACAGUGUACCACUGCCGCCAUCGGCACAACACGAGUCGUUGCGCGAGAGCUCGCAUCGGUACGCCAAGACCAAGGACCAAGAGUUGGUGGAAUAUCUGGCGGACGGCGAGAAGAUCGGCGAGCAAAUGCGCUACGAGGCGGUCAAUGAGGAAGGCGAUCGGCUGGGCGACGUCGAUCAACUGCGGAUGAUGGCGAACGCGGGCGAGUUGGCCGGCUGGGACAGCUUGUCGGAGAGGAUACGCAAGAUGCGCGAUAAACAGCAGCAGCAGCAAGCACCGGUGGGUGGCAAAACGCUCGCGGACUUCGACGAAGAGGAACGCACCAGGAAGGUGGAAACGGCCAAGUGGCUGGAACACCAUUUCGGCAGCGAGUCCACUAGAUCGUCCACGGGCAAUUUGUCCGACGAAGAAGAGGACGACGACCGCGGCGGUCGUCAGAAGACCACGUCCAACAGUUUCAUCAACGUGACCAUGAAGUCGGCGGAGACGUCGUCGCCGCCGCCGCCACCGCAGCCGGCCAACGGGUACUUCAAAGGCGUGUCCGAGUGGAAGACGAAGGAUCCAAUACCCGUCCGGCCGCCGGUGAGGAGGAAACGGGAGCAGCGGAAAACCGAGAUCGUCAGAACCGCGUCGGCGACCAACGAACUGGAGUCAUCGCCGUUGUUCAAUUCGGUGCAGCAGAGGGUGCAGGGAUAUGAAAUGACAAAGGAAAAGUUGUCCGGACGGAACGCAAUCAACGGUUACACCACUCAGUCGCAUCACAACGGAUACGUUCAGUCGGAUCGUACCACUCCGGACAGACAUUCCAAGGCGGAAUCGCCGGCGCCGGACCCGUACCGUUCUUGGGACCACCGGAGGCGGCGGUCGGCGGACAGCAAUCACCAUCAGCAGCGGUCGGCCGUGGCGCCGGAACCGAAACCCGACUACUCGCCGGAACCGGAGCGCCGGGCCAGCAACGGGUCCGCGGCGGGACGGUCCAAGAAGGUGUACCAGAAGACGAGGUUCGCGGCGGACGCGGCCGCCAGACCAGCGUACGUGCCGGCGGUGUCGUCGGGCGGUGGCGGUGGCGGCGGCGGCAACAACAACAACAACAAACACGAGCGGAAGAAAUCGUUUGGCGAAUCGUUCCGGCGGCUGGUGGGCAAGUUCACGGGCACCGGAGGCGGCAAGUCUCAAGACGAUCGGAAGAAAAACCGUAAGAAGCCGGAACCGGCCGAGCUGCGGCGGCGGGAGCGGCGGCGGCGGUCCGGGAGCGGCAGUGGCGACGAUUACGAGGACGACGACGACGACGACGGCGGCGACAACGACGAGAACACCUACAGGAGUUACGACGGCGGCGUUCGGCCCACCGCUGCGGACCAUCACCAUCAGCGGUUGUUCGGCAGCACGCAGACGUUGGACCGACACCGAGCCGGACGGACCGACCGCGGCAAGACGCGCGACCGCUACGACGACGACCGGUUCGACGACGACCGCUACGACGACGACGGCGACGACGCGCGGUACGACGGGGACCACCAUAAUAACCACCACGAUCGCCGCGCCGAGGAACAGGCCAACAUGAACGGCAGGAACGGGAACGUGCAGAGGUAUUACCUGGGCGAGGACCCGUUCGGCGGCAGUAUCUACGGCCGCGAGCGCGAGUACGACGGUGUUGCGUACAACAAGCGCCGGCCGCAGCACAAGAAGAACUCGUACGAGUCGCAGCACACGCAGCAUUACGUACAGAGGACCAUACCGGUGAACACAACUUCUACCACGUUGGGUAGAUUGAGCAAAUCGACGGGACGUUUGUUGGCGGACGAUUACAACGGCGGCGGAUCAGACAGAGCACAGACGCUGCCGAGAAAACUCAGAACGGAGAGCAAAAUUAAAAAGCAGGUUUACUCGUCGUCCAGGGAGAACGACCACGCGGGCCUGAACCGGUCGGCCAACUCGGGCAGCAUGAUCAACGUGUCGUUCGCCAACGGGCCGGCCAAGCCGCAGCGAACGUUCUCGAAGCCGUCGCUGUUGCGCAGCCAGAGCUUCAACGUGCAACCGGACGCGGCGGGGCUGCAACACUCGCGCCGGUCCGUGAGCACGUUGCACCGGCUGGAGGAGUCGCCGCCACCGCUGAAGAGCCCGAACAUUGUGAGCAGCAUCGUGAGCCGCAGCACCAAGGACCUGUCGGUGGCCGCGGACGACGGGUACCGGUCGCUGUCGGGCAGCUGGGCCAGCCCGGGUGAGCUGAGCAACAACGGCGCGCAGGGUCCGUACUACCGGCGGGACGACCCGAAGAAAAAGAUCUUCAUGAAGGGACUGCUGGACCACGCGCCCGAGCUGUACAAGACGCUCAGCCACCAGGACGAGGAUCGCAGCGGCAGGAGCACGCGGUAUUCGCCGGUCAAGAUGACGACCGCGUACGACCGGCCUUACUCGAGCAGCGGAAACUCGUCCUCGCCCACCACCGCGACCAAGCACAACCCGGGCGAGGUGACCAAUCGCAGCGUGACGCGCCGCGGCAGCAAGGACGAUUACACCGAGACGGUGCGCAUCACGUCCAAGUCGGACGACCCGUACCGGCCGAGCGUCACCAACACGGUGCAGAACUUCACCAAGAAGACGGUGCCCCGGGACGGCCGGGUGGAGACGAUCGAGUCGACCGAGACCAAGACGGUGACCAAGAGCCGGUACAACGGGAGCGGCGGCGGCGACACGAUGAGCAGCAAGAUCAACGGGUUCAACGGCAACGGCGGCGUGGUGAUCGAGGUCAGGAACGGCAGGAACUGAUGCCGACCACCACCAUACCAGCACCUGACCAGCUUAUGCGGAGUACAGCGAUGGCGCGACGUGUUCCGCGCCCAGGGCCGAUACGGUACACGGGCGCGGCCGAUCCGUUGUUGUUGUUGAUCGCGCGCGCGCAAAAAUAUCUAUUAACUGAAUAACCUCUAGUACACGUCCGAACGGAUGUCAUCGGCGUUUUUUACACUCGUCGUAAUACACCAGCUCGUAUCGCGUACGACAGCGUCGCGCAUGUACUAUAUUUUAGCCGUCGGUACCUAAUUUCAUACUCUAUACCAUUUAAUAAUAUAUGUAAUAUUGCAUGUAAGUAAUACGAGAUUUACCUCGUCUAAUGUUGUUCUUGACUCGUACAGCGUCCGAGAUCGGAUGCGAAUAAUAUUUUUAUAUACCUUAUUUAUACUAAUGCAAAACAUAAAAUCGUCCAGACUAAUUUAUUAUUAAUAGGUUAAAUUCUUUGUAGUUAAUCGUACGGAACGUGUAAAUAAUUAUCGUUUUAUUUUCCGUAUCUUUCUCUCUCUAUCUUUCUUUCCAUGCGAUUACAUACAUAUCUAUCUGUGUGUAUACAAUAACAUAAACGGCUCAACAAUUUGUGAAAUUUGUAUUUUUUUAAAUUUUUUUUUGUACAACAGACGAUUUAAAUAAACGUGAGAGUUUAACUA
Molecule: messenger RNA, 4618 nt
Organism: Sipha flava (yellow sugarcane aphid)
Lineage: Eukaryota; Metazoa; Arthropoda; Insecta; Hemiptera; Aphididae
Gene: chas
Exons: 9
Coding region: 393-3947 (1184 amino acids)
Source: RefSeq, a predicted model, not a curated record